Molecule: messenger RNA, 327 nt
Organism: Penicillium maclennaniae
Lineage: Eukaryota; Fungi; Ascomycota; Eurotiomycetes; Eurotiales; Aspergillaceae
Exons: 3
Coding region: 1-327 (108 amino acids)
Cellular component (GO): mitochondrial inner membrane
Source: RefSeq, a predicted model, not a curated record
AUGCCCGGCCCGCCAGAUCUUGCGAGAUUGAGUCGCACGGAAGAGCAAGGCAAAGCAGAAGGCACCGUCAUUUGGUCACGUGCUCGUCUCGAUAACUUCGGGGCGCCGUGGAAUCCGCUUCCAGCAAUCUGCCACUUCGUGAAGCGAGCAACCCUCACCGACACCAUGGCAGGCCCCUCUUCCCACCCAAUCCACGUCCACCCGGCGCGACCACUCUACCGAUUCAUUGCCACCGGCCUGGGCGCCAGCAUGUGGUUCUUCCUCAUGUACCGUGCAAAGAAGGACGGCCCGGCCCUGCUGGGCUGGAAGCACCCGUGGGAUCACUAG